Messenger RNA from Hylaeus anthracinus, 1624 nucleotides. RefSeq names its product ankyrin repeat and MYND domain-containing protein 2. Gene Ontology annotation, molecular function: protein binding. NCBI's taxonomy places the organism in Eukaryota, Metazoa, Arthropoda, Insecta, Hymenoptera, Colletidae. The coding region runs from base 24 to 1259 and encodes 411 amino acids. The record is from RefSeq and is a predicted model, not a curated record. The transcript is spliced from 4 exons.
UCAGCGGUGGGGAAACUCCAUGGAUGGGAAAAAUGGCGCCUGUCACGGAGGAUCUAAUCGACGUACAGAAGAAGAUUUUUGAGAAAAUCGCGAAAAAUGAAGUGUCGGAACUCAAAACGAUAUUGGCAGCAAACAAAAUCAAAAUGGAUUUCGUGGACAAUAACAGUAUGAGCCCGCUUCAACAUGCCUGUUACAAGGGAAACAAAGAAAUAGUACAGAUGCUUCUCGAUCAGGGAGCAGAUGUGAAUGCAUGCCAACAUAAACACGCAUAUACAGCUCUCCAUCUUGCAGCUUUAAGUGGGAAUGCUGAGCUGUGUCACCUUCUAAUGUCUUAUGGUGCACGAUUAACAGCAACAAAUAGUGUAGGCCGAACUCCAGCUCAGAUGGCUGCAUUUGUAGGCAAUCAUAAUUGUGUAGCAACUAUCAAUAAUUUCAUUCCAAAAGCAGACAUAGAUUAUUAUGUGAAACCACAAGGAUUAAGGACUGAAUCGAUGCUUCCACCACACUUGGCAGAUUCAUUCCACAAAUUUAUAAUGCAAGUCAAUGUACAUCCUGUACGUGUAGUUAUGAAUUUACAAAGAUGCCCUGGUCUUUUAGAAAAUGCUGUCAAGGUACAAAUCGUGCUAGAAUGUAUGCGUCAUAAAGAAAUGAGAAGAGGCGCGGAAACAAAUGAGGUAAUGGCAUUCAAAUAUCAUUACCUAAGUUGUGUCGUGGCUGAAGUAAUCAAAUUUCAAAAAAGACAAGAAGCGAUGAAGGCAGAAAAAAAUGAGAAAACAAACGAGGAAGGAGAAGAAAAGAAAUCAGAUACUAUCGAGGUUCUGAUAAGAAAAUUUUUAAAAUGUAGUAAAAGCGAUGGUACUCCAGAAUAUCAGGAAGUUUUCUUAAGGGAAUGCGUGAGAGAGUUUCCAUACAGGGAAAGCCCAAUUUUUCGACAAAUGGUAGCGACACUUGCAGCCAGUGAUCCACCAUCCGCUGUAUCGGUAGUAUCGGCUGCUAUUAAUGGACAGCGAGCCUUCUCCGAUAGUGCACAAGUUUGCGUAACAUGCGGGGAAGAUAAAGCUAAUAAGAAAUGCAGUAAAUGUAAAACAGUACAAUACUGUGACAGAGAAUGUCAGAGACUGCAUUGGUUUAUGCACAAAAAAGCGUGUACCAGAUUAGGCCAGAUCUCGAUGCCAAGCGCAAAAAUAAGCGAUGUGGAUAAAGAACAAAUAAGCAGUGCCGUGAGCUCCAGACUACAACAAAAUUUGACCGUUAAUUAAGUAUGAAAAACGCGAAACUCUAUUCCAAACAAUCAAUUUCGGUGUGCUGUACGUAUGUGUUUAAUUGUUAAUUAUUUUUAUCACGUUAGAAGACUAAGAAGAAAUUUGUUCUACUAUAUUUUCAGGAAACAUCUCGGACGUUUUAGUUUGUAAUUAUACAGAGAGUAACGGACUUUUUAUGUAUUACUGUAUAUUUUUACCUUUUUUUUUUGUCUGAAAAAUUCAUCACCAUUAUUAAUAAUGUACUACAUUAUUAUGUAUUAUAAAUAGUUUCGUUAUACGUCAAUACUCGGUUACAAUGUAAUUUCCUCAGGAUUGUACUCUUGUGAUUGUCAUCGCCAUAGAAAUAAAAAGACACUUAUGAA